AUUAAAAUUAAUUUAUAAAAUGGCUUCAAUAGAAUAGCAAGAAGGGAUAAUAAUUGAUGAAAGUAAAUAAGAUUCAAGGAUGAAUUUUGCUGAUGAAAUUAUUAUUGACGAUCAACAUAUUCUCACAAUAUCAGCAGAAAAGAUGUUUGAAGAGCCUUAAAAACGCACACGUAAAUCAAGAUGGGGAGGAAGACCUGAUAGAAAGUGUGCUAGACCUGAGUAAAAACACUUGCAAUUCAAUCCUUUAGAGGCGAUGAUGAAUAGAAAAUGCAUCUUACCUGUAGGAGCCCAAAGCUUAGCCCCACCUGUACCCAUUGGUAUGGCCUUACCAUGGGGUAUGUAACAAAUGCCUGUGAUGCAAGUUAUGCCUCAGCAAUAUGGCUACAAUUUUGUGCGAACAGAUACUUCUCAUACUCGAUGGGGUCCUGAAUACGAAAAAACCUUUCAACCUCCCUCUUUAAAUUGCAUACCUCCUGAUUUGAGUAUUGAUGAUUUAGAAUAUAUAAUCAGAUUGUAUUGUCUUGAUGAUAUCAAUUAAAAACUACAAUAACCAAUAGAUAGUAAAAUGGACGAUCCUGAUUUAAGGUCUCCUUCUCCGGAACCAGUAUAUGAUCAACAUGGUAAGAGGGUGAACACAAGGGAAGUUAGAAGAAAAGACAAUUUUUAAAGAAUUAAAUGUUCUUUGACUGAAGAAUGCAUUAAAAUAAAUAAAAAUUUUGUUCCUCCUCAUGAUUUUAAACCUUUGAAGAAAUCAUAAAAGAUAUAUUUAACAGAUACUCUUAAUGCUCCUGAUACAAAUUACAUUGGUCUUAUUUUGGGACCAGGAGGAAAUACUCAAAAGUUCUUGGAAGGGAAAACUGGAUGCAAAAUUUCUGUUAGAGGCAAAGGAAGUUCUAAUACUAAGAAGGUGGAUUGGGAUAUGGAUGACAAAUUGCAUGUCUUAAUUUAAGCAGACAAUGAUGAGUAACUUCAAUAAGGUGUUAUUGAAAUAGAGAAGAUAUUAUCUGGGAAUCAAGAAGAUGAAUAAGCAAGAAAUGCAAGAUUAUAAGGAUAAGUUAUAGCUACAGUAUUAAGAGAUGACUUCUGUGAGUAUUGUCAUGAAAAGGGUCAUAGAACGUAUGCUUGUCCUACUAAGAUUCCAUUUGAAAAAGCAAGAGUGAAAUGUGAAAUCUGUCAUGAAUUUUCUCAUCCAACUUCAGAUUGUCCCUAAAAAUUUGAACACAAAGAGAGUUUCAUCCAAUAAUAAUAUGAUAAAUAUAGAAAAGACUUAGGUUUGGAAAAGAAUACUGAAAUAUUGUCAUAAGAGAAUUAAAAUGAAAAAAGAACCACAGAAUAAAGAGUUGCCUUUAUUACUAAUGCUUAGAUUGUAAAACCAAUCUAAAACUUAUAAAUAGAGGAUGAUAAAUUUAUAAUGGAAAGAUUAAGAAGAGAGUAACAAGAAAAAGACAAUUAUGAAAGGGCUUAGAAAAAAGCAUUAGAAUAAUAUACAUUGUAAACACAGGAAAACUAAAAUAAAUGAUGAAUCAAUAUAAUUAUUCAAGGCAUCUAAAAUUAUAAAUAAUAUUAA
Paramecium tetraurelia is the source of this 1567-nucleotide messenger RNA. RefSeq lists its product as uncharacterized. Lineage: Eukaryota; Ciliophora; Oligohymenophorea; Peniculida; Parameciidae. Gene Ontology annotation, cellular component: nucleus. Gene Ontology annotation, molecular function: zinc ion binding; mRNA binding. Gene Ontology annotation, biological process: regulation of mRNA splicing, via spliceosome. The record is from RefSeq and is a predicted model, not a curated record. The transcript has 4 exons.